This is a messenger RNA of Adineta steineri, 367 nucleotides long. The record is from the annotation of a GenBank genome assembly. NCBI's taxonomy places the organism in Eukaryota, Metazoa, Rotifera, Eurotatoria, Adinetida, Adinetidae.
UGAAAAACGUAUUAUGAAUUACAAUCAAGAUUUAGCACAAUAUGGUGGCCAAUAUUUAUCACGUUUAUGGGAAACAAAAAUUUUAUCACCAGAAAAUAUGCAAAGUGGAAUGACUAAUGUUCAAGUACCAACAACAAAUUUUACAAUAUGUCAAAUGUUAGUCAAUGAAUUAUAUAAUACUUAUGAUACAAUGGUUAGUGGAGCUAGUAAUAUUGCUCCUGAACUUGGUGAUAUUCCAUGUUAUUUACGAUUAUCAGCACAGAUUUAUCAAGAGAAAAAUGAUUGGCAUGUAUUGGGUGCAUUGGUUACGAAAUUAUUAAAACAAUUUAAUAAUAAUGUACCAAAAGAAUAUGUUUCAAAAUUAUAA